UCAGGUGAAAUUGAUAAACAAAAUAAAGGAAGAAACAGCCAAACAUAAGGAGACUGAGUCUAGGAGAACAAGAGAAAUUGCUCAACUUCGAAAGGAGAGGAGAAAGCAUGAAAAUGUUAUCCGUUCCCUUGAAGCUGAGAAGCGUGCCAAAGAUGUUGUCUUGAAGAGAAAACAGGAAGAGGUUUCGGCGCUGCGAAGAGUGGCGCACCACGGGAAGCUCAGCAACCGGGCGGCGGGGAGAGUGCGCUCCACCAAGAUGGCCGCUUCAUCACCAAAGAUCGCCAAGCAGAAAUGGACGGCGCUCGAGAAGAACAUCUCCACCAACACACUCAACAAACAGUCCAUUGUCGCCUUGGAGAGAGAUAUGGAAAGACUGAUUAACGAACGAAAAGCUCGUCAUUUAGAACUAGAAAGUAAAUUACGAAGGCUGAACGAUCUCCAGGUUUCCCAUCCCCGGGAAUAUCAGCUCCACGCCGAUCUGGAGGAAGAAAUAGAAUCUCUAAGAGCAAACCUACAAUACAUCCAGGAGAGCAUUCAGGAUUCACAGCAGAACAUCUUGCAGGUCGAGGAAUCCAAGGUAAUAAUUAAUUUAUGUGGGAUCUCCACAGAGGUGUUGCUGGAAAGGGAAGCUGAAACGCAAAGAACUCUGCUGGAGCACAUUGUAGGAAAGCAAGGAGAUCUUCUUACAGGAUCCGUUCAAGUCGAAAGCACUCCUUCAUCAGACUCUUCCAGGUCAAACUCUCCAACUGCCGCCGAUACUAUCAAUGGCAACGGCUUUGGUAUGACUGGCAGCAUGACUGGUAGCAUGACGAGGUCGCAGGAAGGAGGCACCAAGUACCGGAAGCACACAGCCAUGGCAGAGGAGAUGCUGUAUGCGAACAGCGGGGGUGGCCACAAGCAACACCCCACAUCGGCCCCCCUCACCCUCCUACCUCCGAACUCAUGCCUCCGCCCACCCGUGCGCUGACCCGUGUGCCCAGUG
Molecule: messenger RNA, 982 nt
Organism: Nilaparvata lugens (brown planthopper)
Lineage: Eukaryota; Metazoa; Arthropoda; Insecta; Hemiptera; Delphacidae
Product: kinesin-like protein KIF21B
Exons: 6
Coding region: 257-967 (236 amino acids)
Source: RefSeq, a predicted model, not a curated record